AUGGUCAAUCCUCGUACCGAUGGAUGGACUGAGAAAGCAUUUUCUCAUAUGAUCAUAUCUUAUUCGGGUCAUGUCAAGGUCGAUUUGGACUUUGUGUCGUUUCAUGUGGAGUAUACUUACCUCAGUGCCACCUCACCCCUUUUUCUAAAAUUUAAAUCAAUUUCAAAUCCAGCUUGGCACCAAGCUGGACCUAUCCUAUUCUACCGGCACAAAAAGGGGCAAAUUUCCCAAGCCUUGGACCUGUUUCACGGGGGAGUUAAGGUGGGUGCAGCCGCCUCCUCAUUCAAACCUACUUUGGGAGCCAAGGUGGCGAGACAAUUUUUUCAAAUAUCUUGUCUCUCUUUUCUUUCUAGUUGCAGCCAAGAGGAAGAAGAAGAAGAAGAAGAAGCCAAGAAGAGGAGGAGCAGCCAUCGUCUAAGCUCCCUCUCUCUCCCCCCAUUCCUUGCUUCUAGAUUUGCUAAGCAAGGUGACUUUCUUCUUCUAGCUUUGCUAAGCUCCAAUCCAAGCUUGGAUUCUUGCUUAGGAUUGCUUGAUCUAGAGAACAAGCAAGGAAAAGCCUCAAGCACCAAGGCUGACCACAGGGAAGAGCUUCAUUUAGCUCUCUUCAAGAACAGAAAGAAGGGGCACCUAUUUGCAACCCAGACUUUGCGACAGCAGCCGUCUUCAUUGCUGAAAGGUGCUUGUAGCAGGAGAAGGUUGCUGGACGAAAGAAGGAAUGAGCAGGGUGCUAUUGCGGAGAAGAAAGACAGGAGGGAGAAAAAAAGUGAAAGUGAAAAAAUUAUACCUGUUCAUGACAAAUUUCAUAUCGACUCUCAAAAUUUUUAAGUCUUGUAUGUUUUCACAUUUUGAUUUCCUUCCCAUUCCAUCAAACUAAGAAAUAACUUUUCAGGAAACAUUUUUCAACCCCAUCAAACACACAACACAAUUGGAAUAGGCACCAACUUUCCUGGUUCCAUUUUUCCUAGAAAGAUAUUUCUAGAAAUUUCUUUCCAUUCUUAUGUUUCCAAACCAUCAAACAUUACCUUAAAGAUCCGUGCGUUAUAAGAGCAUAAGAGCAAAAGAAAGAGUCUGUA
Messenger RNA from Nymphaea colorata (pocket water lily), 1073 nucleotides. RefSeq lists its product as uncharacterized. The transcript has 6 exons. NCBI's taxonomy places the organism in Eukaryota, Viridiplantae, Streptophyta, Magnoliopsida, Nymphaeales, Nymphaeaceae. Bases 1 to 825 code for a protein of 274 amino acids. The record is from RefSeq and is a predicted model, not a curated record.